Molecule: messenger RNA, 1644 nt
Organism: Erigeron canadensis
Lineage: Eukaryota; Viridiplantae; Streptophyta; Magnoliopsida; Asterales; Asteraceae
Product: aldehyde oxidase GLOX-like
Exons: 1
Coding region: 1-1644 (547 amino acids)
Source: RefSeq, a predicted model, not a curated record
AUGGAUGGUACACGAGCCAUGUAUCGAUCACUUGAGUGCUUCAUACUUGUUCUUUUACUAUUCAAUCGAGUAAUAUGUACAAUGUCUGUAAGUAGUCACUGGAAUUGGAAACUUCUUUUGAACAAUACGGGCGUUGUUGCUAUGCACAUGGCAGUGACUCACCACAACAACGUUGUCAUCUUCGACCAGACCGGGGCGGGCCCAUCACAUUACAGGCUCCACAGGUGUAAGACUCGUGGUUCAGGCUCGUCAUGCUAUGCUCACUCAGUAGAGUAUGAUGUAUUGAAGAAUAAAGUUCGGGCUCUGCAUCUUCCAUCUGACACUUGGUGUUCAUCGGGAUCAUUUUUAAGCAACGGAAGCCUACUUCAAACAGGUGGUAAUGGGUCGGGUGCAAGAAGAAUUAGAUAUUACAGGCCGUGUACUAAUAGCCGAUGCGAUUGGAUGGAACUAAAGAAGCAGUUGUCCAUCAGACGCUGGUAUGCAUCCAGUUUAUAUCUCCCACAGGAAAAUGGUGUUAUAGUUGUUGGUGGGCAACAAGCUUUUAGUUAUGAGUUUGUGCCGAACUUGGGCUCAAGUGAACAGUAUAAUCUUCCGUUUUUGCGCCAUACAUACGAGAAGAAGUCAAAAGGGAACAAUUUAUACCCCUUCUUACACUUAUUAACUGAUGGACAUCUGUUCAUAUUUGCCAACCGGGAUUCGAUUCUGCUAGAUUAUAACAGAUCGAAAGUUGUAAAAAAGUUCCCAAGGAUGCCAGGAAACGGGGGCCGUAGCUAUCCAAGCACCGGUUCUUCGGUAAUUCUUCCAUUAGACUAUAACGACAACUUCACUAAAGUUGAAGUCAUGGUUUGUGGUGGUGCGGCUCACGGAGCCUAUGGUGCAGCACGACGGGGUAAAUACUUGCGUGCUUUAAGAUCAUGUGGGAGAAUGGUCAUAACCGGAGAGCACCAUAGGUGGCAUAUGGAGAACAUGCCUGGACCACGGCUCAUGGGUGAUAUGCUGAUACUACCAACAGGAAACAUCUUAAUCAUCAAUGGUGCAAAACGGGGUUGUGCCGGAUGGAAUAGUGCAUCAUAUCCUGCUCUUGAACCUUACCUUUACCGACCUGAACACCCAUCAGGUCGGCGCUUCCAGGUUUUGAGGGCAACAAAAAUAGCCCGUUUGUACCAUUCAUCCGCCAUCUUAUUACCUGAUGGUAGGAUCUUGGUAGCUGGCGGGAACCCGAAUAACAGGUAUAUUUCACAUGGGGUGGCUCACCCAACCGAGCUUAGGCUCCAAGCUCUUGUCCCGGAUUACAUGAGCAACCGGCUUGACCAUCUACGACCAGAAAACGUGUCUGUUACCUACCCACAACGUAUAGAUGGUGUAGCGCUUGGGGAUACUUUCAGUGUUAGUUUUUGGCUAGGGGCUGAGUUGGGAAAUUUAACUGUAGUGGUCUAUGCACCACCGUUUACAACACACUCGUUAUCAAUGAACCAAAGAAUGGUGAGACUCGAGUGUUUGAGUUCAGUGAUGGGCGGUCCGGGUCUAGUUGCGGCAACAGUGGUGGCUCCUCCUUCGAUUUAUGUUACACCACCGGGGUAUUAUAUGUUAACAGUGCUUAAUGAUGGGAUUCCAAGUCGAUCUUCUUGGAUUAGGAUCAUGUAG